UAUUAUAUAACAAAUAUGGUUGAACAUACAUGUACAAGAUGUGGCAAAAACUUUCCCAAAUUAUGGAAACUUCGUCGCUAUAAUGAAAGGCAAUAUAAAUGUCGACCAAAAGUAAUUCCUCAAAUUACAAUUCCCCCCAAAAAAUAUGCUCCAGAAAACCAUUUUCGAUCAAUUUACGAAAUAGAAGAUGAG
Messenger RNA from Dentiscutata erythropus, 192 nucleotides. Lineage: Eukaryota; Fungi; Glomeromycota; Glomeromycetes; Diversisporales; Gigasporaceae. The record is from the annotation of a GenBank genome assembly.